Molecule: messenger RNA, 1254 nt
Organism: Scomber scombrus (Atlantic mackerel)
Lineage: Eukaryota; Metazoa; Chordata; Actinopteri; Scombriformes; Scombridae
Source: RefSeq, a predicted model, not a curated record
AUGGAGACAUGUCCCCAGGCUGGUUCAGUCAGUAAAGACCUGGGGGUUUUCUCCAAAGGAAAGGUCCAGAUGUCUGCCACCAUUAACAGAAAAGCUUGCUCUCCAGGUGAAACUUUAUCUAUUGGUGUGCAAAUCAGCAACUCCUCUUCCAAAAAAAUGAGGCCCAAAUUCAGUUUACAGCAGAAGAGAGUGUACCUUAACGGUGGCUCCAAGAUACUCUGCAAGCACAGUCUGUGCAAAACGGUUGGCACAAUCGGACCAAACUCAGAGGAAACUGUCUCCUGCCAGUUGAAGAUUCCUGAAGAUAUUGCCUAUACCAUCCAUAACUGUGAAUACAUCUCAGUUACCUAUUCCAUUAAGGUGUAUGUGGACAUCAGCUUUGCUAUCGACCCUGAGGUGGUGUUUCCACUGGUCAUUGUUCCUUCCUGCUUUUUAACCCAUCAGCCUCAUGGGGAUUUUGGUCCCUACCCAGCUGGGGCUGUUGGGGCCCCCAGCUACAGUGACUUCCCUGCCCCUGCAUUCUCUGUUGGACCGUAUCCUGUACCUGCAGAUUCUGAGGCUUCUGGAUACCCAGCACCAGAUGUGUCUGGCUUAAAGAUUCGAAACAAACUGCUGGGUAAAUGUCUGCAGCUGCAGGAAGGAACCUCUGGAAGUAGAGUGUCUUUGGCGGAUUGCAACUCAUUUUCACCCUCACAGGAAUGGCGUUGGCUGCCUGGGAGCCAGGCACUCAGCAGUCACCACACUGGGGAGUGUCUGACUGCAACAGGAGAGCAGUAUGAAGGUGUCCACCUGCAGCCCUGCAUCAUCAGGGCUGAAAGUGAAGAGACUGUUGGAGGUUUAAUAGGUGCUGAGGGGACAGAAGCAUUUCCUGUAAUAGAUGUGUCUCAGUCAUCCCUGAGCACUAAAUCUCCUGCAGAUCCUUCCAUGAUAUUCUUCAGCAUGGACUAUGGAAUGGGCUGGAAGAUCACCAUGCUGGUAUUAAGCUCUUUGGCUCUGGUCUUGGGAACUGUAAUUCUUAUCCUCAACGUUUACUCCAACAGAAGGAAGAAGGUGGUGUGUGUUUUGAAGUCGUAUACUCCGAGGCCAGAGAUGAGUGUUCCAGGGUCCCCAGUGCCCAGCGAAAGAGCCCCGCUGACAAAGCAUGCCAUGACCCUCCCACACUCCUCCCCUACUUUACAACGCGGAGAAAUCCUGAUUCAGUGGAAGGAUGGCACUGUUACUCCACUGUAUGAGGCCUGAAGGCUGUGCUGUUGA